UGAGAUGGACCGAUUGAAUGUUUGUUUUGUUGUUUUCCUUUGCAUUUUCAUACAAUUUUCUGUCGCUCAAGAAACGGAUCAAGAAGAUCGUCAUGUUGUUCCUGCCAUAAACGAGUAUCUCAACCAAACCAAAGUGUACACACUGCACUGUGAAAAAACCGUAGACUUCUUCACGGCAUGGCGAUCCUGCAACGAUCUCGGCGAAGAACUAGCCACGAUAGAGUCAUCGCGUGACAAUAAAGCACUGGCAAGUGCUCUUGAAUCUUCGGACAAUCUGGCUUACACAAGUGGAACGGACGCGGGCAAAGAAGGAUCCUACGUUUGGCUGGUCAACAAACGACCCAUUCCCGGUCAAUGGAACAACUUUACCGCCUGGAACCCUGGAGAACCAAACAACUCGGAGACCAAGGAACAUUGCUUGGUGGUUAAAAAUCUGCCCGAUGGAAGUGCCGGCUGGAAUGAUGUUCCCUGUGACGUAAGCCUUUGCUACGUUUGCCAGAGGUUUGAAAUUCCAGAUGGAGCAGAAGUUUAUUAAUUAAAUUGUCCUGGUCUGGCCUUUGAUCUUAAUUAAAUAAAACAAAACAAUUAAGAAUUAUUAAUUAAAAAAA
Culex quinquefasciatus (southern house mosquito) is the source of this 608-nucleotide messenger RNA. RefSeq names its product mannose-binding protein C. The coding region runs from base 5 to 535 and encodes 176 amino acids. The transcript has 2 exons. Lineage: Eukaryota; Metazoa; Arthropoda; Insecta; Diptera; Culicidae. Gene Ontology annotation, molecular function: carbohydrate binding. Gene Ontology annotation, cellular component: external side of plasma membrane. Gene Ontology annotation, biological process: biological process involved in interspecies interaction between organisms. The record is from RefSeq and is a predicted model, not a curated record.